Messenger RNA from Neoarius graeffei (lesser salmon catfish), 2624 nucleotides. RefSeq names its product E3 ubiquitin-protein ligase TRIM39-like. The transcript has 7 exons. NCBI's taxonomy places the organism in Eukaryota, Metazoa, Chordata, Actinopteri, Siluriformes, Ariidae. Bases 161 to 1792 code for a protein of 543 amino acids. Gene Ontology annotation, molecular function: protein binding; zinc ion binding. The record is from RefSeq and is a predicted model, not a curated record.
CUGGAGCUCAAAUCCUUUUCAUGACCAAAACCCUUUGACCCUUUCAGCAGGACACAAUCUCCAGUUUGAAGCUUCUCUCUGUUUCUUCAAGGGAUUAAAACCACUGCAGGUAAACACUAAGAGAACAGGAACAAGAGGGAAAAGAGAAAUAGAAAUUGUCAUGGCUUCCUCCAGCAGUGUCCUGAGUGAAGAUCAGCUCCAGUGCUCCAUCUGUCUGGAUGUGUUCACUGAUCCAGUCACGACUCCAUGUGGACACAACUUCUGUAAGAUCUGUCUCAAAGAGUACUGGGACAGCAGUUCACACUGUCAGUGUCCGGUGUGUAAAGAGGAAUUCCGUAAACGACUUCAACUACGUGUGAAUACGUUCAUCUCUGAACUUGCUGCUCCAUUUAAGAAGGCAGUUCAGGUGAAAUCCAGCAGCGCUGCAGAAAAACCCACACAAUCUGUGGUGCUCUGUGACGUCUGCUGUGAAAAGAAAUGUGCAGCCGUGAAGUCCUGCCUGAUCUGUAUGGCCUCUUACUGCAAGACUCACCUGGAACCUCAUGAGAGAGUUUCUUCUUUUAUGAAGCACAGACUGAUGGAUCCUGUGGAGAACCUGGAGGACUACAUCUGCCUGAAGCAUGAGAGACCCCUGGAGCUGUUCUGUAGAGACGACCAGACAUGUGUGUGUCAGUUCUGUACUGAGGGAGAACACAAAACUCACAACACUGUUCCUAUAGAGGAGGAGAGUGGAGAGAAGAAGACUGAGCUGGGAAAGACACAAGCGGAAGUUCGGCAGAUGAUCCAGGAGCGAGUGAAGAAGAUUGACGAAGUCAGACACACUGUCAAACUCAAUAAAAAAAACACAGAGAAGGAGAAAGCAGACAGUGUGAAGGUCUUCAGUGCUCUGAUGUGCUGCAUUGAGAGAAGCCAGACUGAGCUGCUUAAGGUGAUGGAGGAGAAGCAGAAAGCAGCAGAGAUGCAGGCUGAAGAGUUCAUUAAAGAGCUGGAGCAGGAAAUCACUGAGCUAAAGAGGAGAAACACUGAGCUGGAGCAGCUCUCACACACUGAGGAUCACCUCCACCUCCUACAGAUUUACCCGUCACUGUGCAGCCCUCCACACACCCAGGACUGGACUGACAUCACAAUUAACCCUCAACUGAGUGAGGAGACUCUGAGGAGAGCUCUGUCUCAGCUUCAGGAAACUCUCAGUGAGGAAAUGGAGAAGGUUGAAGAGAUUAAACUGAAGAGAAUUCAACAGUAUGCAGUGGAUGAGACUCUGGAUCCUGAAACAGCAAAUCCUUAUCUCAUCCUGUCUGAUGAUGGGAAACAAGUUACAUGUGGAGACAAGAGACAGAAUCUCCCUGAUAUCCCAGAGAGGUUUGAUCGUUGUCCCUGUGUGUUGGGAAAUGAGGGAUUCUCCUCAGGGAGAUUUUACUAUGAGGUGCAGGUCAGAGGGAAGACUAAGUGGACUUUAGGAGUGGCCAGAGAGUCCGUUAACAGGAAAGGGAUGUUUACAGCCAGUCCUGAUGAUGGAUACUGGUGUGUGUUUCUGAGGAAUGAGACUGAAUAUAGAGCUUGUGAUUCUCCCUCUGUCCCCCUCUCCUUGAAACAGGCUCCUCAGAAGGUGGGGGUGUUUGUGGAUUAUGAGGAGGGUCUGAUCUCUUUCUAUGAUGUUGAUGCAAAAUCUCAUAUCUACUCUUUCACUGGUCAGAAUUUCACUGAGAAACUUUAUCCAUACUUCUGUCCCUGUGUCAAUGAUGGAGGUAAAAAUUCAGCACCACUGAUCAUCUGCCCUGUUAAUCAAAUCUAAUCUUCGCUUUUAUUACCUCGCCUGGGACGGAUUCCUCCAGGGGGCGAGGUAUCUCAUCUCAUCUCAUUAUCUCUAGCCGCUUUAUCCUGUUCUACAGGGUCGCAGGCAAGCUGGAGCCUAUCCCAGCUGACUACGGGCGAGAGGCGGGGUACACCCCGGACAAGUCGCCAGGUCAUCACAGGGCUGACACAUAGACACAGACAACCAUUCACACCUACGGUCAAUUUAGAGUCACCAGUUAACCUAACCUGCAUGUCUUUGGACUGUGGGGGAAACCGGAGCACCCGGAGGAAACCCACGCGGACACGGGGAGAACAUGCAAACUCCACACAGAAAGGCCCUCGCCGGCCACGGGACUCGAACCCAGGACCUUCUUGCUGUGAGGCGACAGUGCUAACCACUACACCACCGUGCCGCCCUGGGCGAGGUAUCGUUUUUGGUCAUUUCUUUGUUGUUUUGUUUUUUUUGUUCACAAUAUUAUGGGAAAAUGGCUGGAUCAAUCUUAAUGAAACUUUCAGGAUAGAUGGGCAUUGGUCUCAAAUAGAACCUCCAACAUUUUGAGGGUCAUCUGGUCAAGGUCACCAAAAAGGUCAAAAUUGUUUUUGUUGUGUCUACUGCCUCAUAUAGAGGCGCUAGCCACUACGUCAUCGUGCUGUAAGAAUGUGAGUGUAAUAGUCGCGCUCUGCGCAUGCACAUAGUACAUGUUCCUAUUAAGAUGGUCAGUGAGUGUGUACAAUUCGGUUCACCAUUCAGAAAAAAUGGACGAGACUAAAGAAAUCGCUUUCAGACAUCUCAUCUCAUUAUCUCUAGCCGCUUUAUCCUGUUCUACAGG